Molecule: messenger RNA, 2387 nt
Organism: Yamadazyma tenuis ATCC 10573
Lineage: Eukaryota; Fungi; Ascomycota; Pichiomycetes; Serinales; Debaryomycetaceae
Biological process (GO): protein import into nucleus
Cellular component (GO): cytoplasm
Source: RefSeq, a predicted model, not a curated record
AUGGAACCACCAACUAUUCUACGAAUCAAGCGGAAACGCGGGCAGGACCCUCUCCAAGCCUUGAUCUUGGAGGAAAGACAAUCAGUAAAGCGGUCCAAGCCCACUUCACCGGUGUCGUCGGGUGCUAUGACCCCAAUUGAAGAACCUGCCAAUUUCUACUUUAAGCUCACCAGAACUGAUAACUCCCAUGAUUUGGAUGAUGCGCUGGUCGUGGCGUCCCUUCUCGCAGAAACCAGUGCCAGUCAGACGACACGGAGCUUUGUGAUUCCCAAGCGCCAGACCGAAGAGGAUAUGGUGAUUCCGCAUGAGUUGAGUGACAUGGUGGAAGACUUUAUGAUUUCUAACAACAGUACCACGCCCCAGCGUCGCAAGCGACACACGAGUGUUGCCCCGGCACCGCACCUGCUGGUACCAGAUGAAGAUGAAUACGUCUACGAUGUGUAUCAGCUCGCCACCAUCACUGAUCAGAACCACCCCAAGUCUCAGAUUGGGUACAUCAAGUUCUUUGAAGACGAUGACGAGCUCAACGGGUCGGAGGACAGCGUGGAUCAGGCGCUCUACUCGGACCACGAGGACUCGAAUGCUGAGGACUACUACCAAAAUGACUAUCCCGAGGACGAGGAUGCAGAUAUUGGUGAUGAUAUCCACAACGAUUAUGGCGAUACGGCCUUGGAUCUCGAGCCGGACCAGGUCAAUGAGUUAUAUGAUUAUGUCCAGGUUCACAAUGCAGACCUUCUUGAUGACGGUUAUGUCAGUGCGGAUGACGAGGAUUAUGUGUUUUCUGAGGAAGAAGACGAUUCUGAAUCUGAAGAGUUUAGCAGACAGAAGUUUUUCGAUGGGGAGAGUGACGAUGAGCUUGCGAUUCACAGAGACAAGAUCUUCGACCAACUCCAGCGCAUGAUUAAUGAGGAAGAGUGAGCGGUUCUAGUUUAGAUUGUAAACAACCGUUGUGUCUACCAAAUUGGCAGUUUGAAAAGAUUUACUUUAUGCAUGUUUUGUCUUCAGGAAAAGAAGAACUUACUAUGUACAAUCUGGUUGAUGUCUAGGUCACCACCUUUGGGGGGCUCUAUUACGGACGCCUUCACCAAGAUGGGCGUGAAUUCCCUGAGCCUGAACGCGACACUCUGGCGAGAGAUGUCUGAAUACUUCAACAUCACAUUGUUCUUGCGGAAGUAGAGUGUGGGUUUGUAAAUGUUCACCAAAUUCUCAUAGAUCUCAAUAAUAUGUGGGUUCUGAAUCUCCAUCUCGAGGGCUUUAUUAAGGUUAUUAGAUAACAUCUUCUUGUUUUGGUGCCUGAGCUCAUAGAUUUUAUGAAGCAUUUCCAAAUUGUCUUCAUCUCUAAUCCAUACCACAUGGUACGAGUCUUUGAGAGUAUUGGUCAUAUCAUCAUAAAGACACUUUAGGGCGUCCGAAGAGUGCAAGUCGAUGAACAGCUGCCUGAGAAUAAUGGCAAGUUUGUCGGUGUGUUCUGUCGAAGUCCAGAACGAGUCAUGAACUGCCACAAACGGGAUACCCUGCUCCUCACACUUUGCACAUGUAAGUAACAAGUGGAGGGCGUCUAGGGAGUGGAUAAAGUUGGGGGAUACUGCAUUCAAUUGUUUUGUUAUGUUGAUUUUGCCUUCAUCAUCGAACUUGCUAACUGAGAAUGUUUGCAACCUGGUACUAAGAGUUUUUGUGGACUUCUUGUUGUAAAGUUGAAUGAUGGGGAACCCUGACAUGGAAGUCCACAUCAUUGGCUUAAAGUUUUGGAAUUUGACCAAAUCCAUGUGUUUGUGUUUCACUUCCUCGAGCCUAAUUGUGUUCAUCACUCGAUAGGUGUUCUUGUACAACCAGUCUUCAACAACAAUUAAGUUCUUGAAUACGUUGCUGAGUGAUAGGGCGAUCAUACGGGCUAUCCGUAUGACAAUUUCCCUUCUAUUGGAGUUGUAGAAUUCGAGUUCCUGCUUGUUUAGUUUCUUGGAUAGGUCGUGCAGAAGAAGUUCCUCUUGAAGUUGCUCAAUCACCCCAUGGGGGGUAACCCCAUACACUUUUGUCAUAAUUGGCCGCUUAAUUACCUUCCGGGUGAUUAUCUUGCCAAUAAUACUAUCUAUUGGGGUAUCUUCAACUUUGGUCAAAAUGGUUUCCAAUACUUCAUUAUAGAUAUCCUGCCUGGUUUCUGAAGGAAUGAGGUUAACCGCCUUGCCUCCACCCAGAUCCUGCGAGAGUGCAGCAUAGUGUUGUAAUCCAUUGCAAGAACCGUCCUGGUGGAUGGGAACCCUACUUUUGUACUCGCUGAUAUCUCCAGAAAACUCGGAAAUCUUCAAAAACUCCUUACAUAACCGCAAUACUUGCCAGGGACUAUCAGCUUCCAUCCACCACUUGUUCUGCAUGGGGUCCCUUGCAGAGCU